This is a messenger RNA of Plasmodium vinckei vinckei, 420 nucleotides long. Its product is annotated as conserved Plasmodium protein, unknown function. The record is from RefSeq and is a predicted model, not a curated record. NCBI's taxonomy places the organism in Eukaryota, Apicomplexa, Aconoidasida, Haemosporida, Plasmodiidae. The transcript has a single exon. Bases 1 to 420 code for a protein of 139 amino acids.
AUGGCACUCGGAGCCGACUACUCAAAACUAAGCGAUGCUGUCUAUCAAGUUCAAGACUCACUAUCUUUAUACAACCAAGAUAAAUAUUAUACCCAAAAACAAAAUGAUUUAUUUUACAACAUAAAAAAGUUUAUGUGUUUAGGAAGUAUGGUAAACGAUAAUGAUAAAUAUGAUGUUUCAAAAAUUUUAAAAGAAGGAAAUAAAAAAUGUAAUGAAACCAUAAAAGAUUCUUUUAAAAUAUUAGGGUAUAAAUAUAAUACUACUAAUAAUAAUGACAAUAUUAAAUUUACAAAAUUAUUUCAUGAUAAUUAUUCAAAUCUAUUCUAUUGUAUGCAUUUACACAAUGACGAUAAAAAAUGUAACUCACUAUUUAAACAUUUUUAUCAAACAAUAAAUUACGACAAAAUUAGGGACAGAUAA